This is a messenger RNA of Boleophthalmus pectinirostris (great blue-spotted mudskipper), 1898 nucleotides long. RefSeq names its product HGH1 homolog (S. cerevisiae) (gene hgh1). The record is from RefSeq and is a predicted model, not a curated record. Lineage: Eukaryota; Metazoa; Chordata; Actinopteri; Gobiiformes; Gobiidae. The transcript is spliced from 9 exons.
CGCCGCGGCGGUGUCCUGCACAUGUGUCCGGAGGGUUUGUUUUCGCCGCACGGUUUCGUCUUAAACUUGGACUUUUGCGGGGUUUUGUGCGGAGUUUUGUGCGGUGAAAGUCGCGGGACCGGACCGGGACAGAAGCGGCGCAAGGUUAAAGAUGUUGAGCGAGUCGGAGUCGCAGGAGCUUUUGUCGUUCCUCAGACCUGAGACCAGACCUGACGUUAAAGCUGGAGCCACAGAGUGUGUACUGGGCCUCUCUGCAAACAAGGACGGCUGCCUCCUCCUCGGCUCCAGACUCGACCUCCUCCGAGCGCUGCUGCGGCUGACCUCUGACCCCUCCAUCGCCAUCGUCAAAGACGUUUAUUUCAUCUUCAGGACUACUAAACCAGGUCUGACUGGUCUGUGUUGCGUUCAGGUGCUGGUGUCAGAGUUGGAUCUUCUGCCUCUGCUCUGUUCAAACCUUCUGGAUCCUUCGUUUCCGUUUUCAGACCAGAUCUGCUCCAUCCUCUCCAACCUGAGCCGGAGUGACCGCACCUGCCGACAGGUGUACCAGGUGCUGCAGGACAAAGUGGGACUGUCCAAACUGGUGGAAAUCUUCUGCUGUGAAAACUUCAACCCCAAAGCCUCGUUCCACCACAUGGCCGGCCCUGGACCAACCUGACUGGACCACUGGACAGGGACUGAGACCAGGACUGACCCUGUACUUCCUGUGGGCAGGUGCGUGCUGCAGAGGCUCCUCCCCUUUACUCAGUUUGAGGCGUCGAUCACGAGACGAGGCGGAGUCAUCGGGACUCUGAGGAACUGCUGCUUCGACCACGUUCAUCAUGAGUGGUUACUGAGUGAUGACGUGGACCUGCUGCCGUUUGUGCUGCUGCCUUUAGCCGGACCAGAAGAACUGAGCGAAGAGGAAAACGAAGGUCUUCCCGUGGACCUGCAGUACCUUCCCGAGGACAAACAGAGGGAGUCGGACUCGGACCUGAGGCGGAUGCUGCUGGAGACGCUGCUGCUGCUCUGCGCCACCUCCAGGGGGCGACGCGUCCUCAAGAGCAGACAGGUGUACGCCCUCAUGAGGGAGUACCACACCUGGGAGAGAGACGCCCGGGCACGCAGCGCCGCCGAGAAACUCAUACAGGUUCUGAUCGGAGACGAGCCUCAGACCGGGAUGGACAAUCUCAUGGAGGUCCCCAUCCCAGAAGACCUGGAGCAGAAACUCAGAGAAGCAGACGCCAAAGAACAAGAGGAGCUGGAGCUGGAACUGAACCAGGACUAAACCGGGACCGAACCGGGACCGAAGCUGGUCUGAAAUCGGGACUGAACCAGAAUUGAAGCUGGAUUAAAUCAGGACUAGAUCAGGAUUGAAGCUGGACUAAAUCGGGACUGAGCCGGGACUGAACCAGCACUAAAGUGAGACUUAACUAGAACUAAACCAAGACUAGACCAGGACUGGAUUAGGACUAAAGUGGGACUAAACCAGGACUGAACCAGGUUUAAACCAAGACUGUACAAAGGACUGGACUAAGACUAAAGGGGGACUAAACAUAACUACACCAAGACUAGACCAGGACUAGACCAGGACUAGACCAGGACUUAAGAUGGACUUAAGAUGGACUCAUGCGGGACUGAACCAGCACUAAAGUAGACCAAAUAAACCAGGACUAGACUAGGACUGAACUGGGACUACACCAGGACUAAACCGGGACCGAACCAGGUCUAAACAAGGUCUAAACAAGGUCUAAACAAGGUCUAAACCAGGAUUAAACCGGGUCUAAACCGGGUCUAAACCGGGUCUAAACCAGGACUGAACCAGGACUGAACCAGGUCUAAACCACGUGGUCCACAGAUGGUGUAAAAUAUUGUAAAAUGGAAAAUAUUUCUGGUGUAAUAAAGUUUUAAUAUUUGAAGUG